Molecule: messenger RNA, 3227 nt
Organism: Anas platyrhynchos (mallard)
Lineage: Eukaryota; Metazoa; Chordata; Aves; Anseriformes; Anatidae
Source: RefSeq, a predicted model, not a curated record
GCGGGGGGGGGGCGCUGCCCGCGGCCAUGCCCGUGCUCGCCCGCGGUGCUGAGUCAGAGCCCGGCCUCCCGAAACGCCCCGGGGAUGAGCGGCCGGGAGGGGCCAUGGAGGAGCUGGAGCACACCUGCCCCCAGCCGCGCCUGGGUGUCCGUAGACGCGAGGAUUUCUCUGUCAAAAGCCGAGGUGUAGCAGCCCGUCUGAACACAUCACCCCGCGCAGGCUGACGCUUUAAAAGACCUGAAAGGAAGAAGUGACAACAUGAUGCCAGUAUUUAUGACUCUGACGGCACCUGCCCCAUUUGCAGAUGAAACGAGCUGUCAGUGCCGAGCACCCCACGAGAAGCUAACCAUUGCACAAGCCCGCCUGGGAACGCCAGUUGACAGACCUGUCAGAGUGUAUGCAGAUGGGAUAUUUGACCUCUUCCACUCUGGCCAUGCUAGAGCUCUUAUGCAAGCCAAAACUCUAUUCCCAAAUAGCUACUUAUUAGUAGGAGUUUGCAGUGAUGAUUUAACUCAUAAGUUCAAAGGCUUCACUGUGAUGAAUGAAACUGAGAGAUACGAAGCCCUCAGGCACUGUCGCUAUGUGGAUGAGGUCAUCAGAGAUGCACCCUGGACGCUGACACCGGAGUUUCUUGAAAAACAUAAGAUUGACUUUGUAGCCCACGAUGACAUCCCGUACUCCUCCGCUGGCUCAGAUGAUGUAUACAAGCACAUAAAGGAGGCAGGGAUGUUCGUACCGACGCAGAGAACUGAGGGCAUCUCCACGUCAGAUAUCAUCACAAGGAUCGUCCGGGACUACGACGUCUAUGCCCGACGCAACCUCCAACGGGGAUACACCGCCAAAGAGCUGAACGUUAGUUUUAUAAACGAAAAGAAAUACCGCUUUCAAAACCAAGUGGACAAAAUGAAAGAAAAAGUAAAGAACGUGGAAGAAAAAUCAAAAGAAUUUGUUAACAAGGUGGAAGAGAAGAGCCAUGACCUCAUUCAGAAAUGGGAAGAAAAGUCCAGGGAAUUUAUCGGCAACUUUUUAGAGCUGUUUGGACCUGAUGGAGCUUUGAAGCAGAUGUUCCAGGAGCGGAGCGGCCGAAUGCUCCAGGCUUUCUCUCCGAGGCAGAGCCCAAGCAGCAGCCCCACGCGAGGCCGCUCUCCGUCCCGUUCGCCGUCCCCACCCUGGGUCUUCAAUAAAGCCUCCCCUCCCUCUUCUCCUAAAGCUGCCUCCGCCUCCCUCAGCAGCAUGAGCGAGGGGGACGAGGACGAGAAGUAAAAUAAAGAUAUCUAUUUUUAUAACCAUGAGACAGAAGAACAAGCUAUGAACUCGACCGCCGGAUGGGGAGAAGCGCGAGGACCACCUGGGGUCCCUCUGACAGCAGGGAACGCGCCCUGGGAGACGACGAAAACGGACUGGAGCACAGCAAGGGAGAUCUCAGGAAGAGCUGAACCCGUCCCUGCUCCCUCGCCGUGCCGGGAGGCCCCACCAGCGGUGGCCGGGCCAGCGGGACCUGCGCUGAGCCCGCAGGCAGCACGGGCAAAGCCACGGCCGCGGCGGCUGCGUCGGACCCUGCUGACCCUGAGCUCUUCCAGCACGGGAAGGAAGGGCGCUGCUGCAGCAAAACAGGAAAGGAAAUCUCACCUCGUUUGUUUUGAAUGAGGUCUGCCCAGAGGGUGCCAGCAGAGCGGAGAGCUGCCCGGUGGGGUUUGCGGAGGGUCGCUCGAUGCGUUCAGGCUGCGCAGUGUUGCUUGCUGACCAAGCCUCUGUCCAGGGCGCACGCGGAGAUGCAGGCUGCACCGACCCCUUUGCUUUCUCGGUGUUCCCCACGUUCCUAGUGCCUGAGCAGCUGCCUGACCACCUCUGUUCCGCUCCCCGUUUUGCACUUCGGAGGCAAGUAAGUAAACGAAGCCAGUCCUGACUGGGACGUGUUGCUGUGGGCAGAAGCUGCUUUGAGGGCGUUGAUGGGUUUUAGUGGUGAAUUCCAGAAGUGCACGUGGGAUCCCGCAGCCUAAGAACAAACCUCUCCCCCAGGAACCCUGCUGCUCCCAGACAGGCAUGGCCAAGCGACGAGCCCAGCAGUGCUACUGCCCUCACAUGCUCCUAAUCCAAUUAGGUUUAAAUUUCUCGUGAAACCCUGAACAAGAUGUGCUCAUAGACACGCAGCCCCUGCGUGGGGUCCCGAGGCCAUUCCUCUAUCCCAACAGGGAGAAGAGGCUGGAAAACACAAUGGAAACCUUUUAGACGGGAGCACAGCCUGCAGCAGCCUCCCUUCCCGAGGGACGCACUGGGUAGCUGGGUACCUUCCCUCCCUCCCAAACUCUCCAGGCAAGUAAAUCGCAGCCCCUGGCACCGAGUUAGCCCCGCGCUUUGUUCACUCCCCACAGCUUCCCCCCGCCCCAUGGGAUAACGGGGUAACCGAUUUGCCUUCGGGCACACUUUGCCAGGCCCAGCUCAGCCUCCCGCCAGGCCGAGCAGGAUCUCAUGGCACUCUCUGUCUGCUGGAGCCCAGCGAGCUCCCCGCAGGGCUGCGCAGAGGCCAUCGGGAGCAGGGUGGCUGCUGCUCCCCCGGGGCAGUGCGAGGAGCGCCGCGGCUCACCCAGCUGCUGCGCCUGACGGGGCGAUGCGGUGCAGACCUUCCUCAGCCUCAGGCAACACCGUAACUCCGCACCCGGGAUGUGCUCCUUGGUCCCUCCCGUCCUUGGCAAGUCGAAGUCUUCCCAUCGCAACCCGCUGCCGCGCCGUGGAGCCUGCCUGCCCCCUCCUACUGGUGCUGUUUACACGAGGAGCCAUGCCCGAAGGCGGUGGAGGUGGGCAGGGUCUCCUUGUUCUCCAGCCCCACCGCUUGUCCCAGCUCCAUCGCGCGUCCUGCCCAGCAGCCCGAGCAGAAGGCAGCGCCCACGGCUUGUACAUAGGACCCGGAGAAAAACUCGGCGGCCCGACCUCUUCGUAGCGGGAGCUGUUUCUCAGCCACAGGUGGCCACCCCGUGACAAAGCCAUAUCCUGUACCAGGCGUCCUCCUCACAGGUAGGACAGCGGAGCUGAAGCCUUUCCCCCGCUGGUACAGGCACCGACACCCACACGCUUUCUCCAGCAAACCAGAACCUCAUUGUCUUUGGACACGCGGAGGGCAAUUUUGCACUUCUGAGUCAUGGUUGGGUUUUAUUUUUCAUGAGCGUUGCUUUGAUUCAGUCCUAUUUAUCAGCCAAGCUCCACAUGAAAAAUAAACAGCGUACAACAGA